GUCUCUUGUUUUUAUCUCUUCCUCCCACCAGUGUCUCUCUCCCUUUCAUCACUUGAUUAACUUGAACACCAAUAUUUUUCUCACAGCACCACCAUCAGCACCAUAAUCAUGUGUGCAACCUUCAACAUUCUUGUUCUCUUGUUAUCACUUUUACUCACUUCUUCUUCUUCUUUUUUACAGCCUCGCCGUGUUCUCCAUCAACCACUUUUUCCGACAAUCUCUGUUCCGCCAGCAGAAGCUCCAAGUUAUUUACCUCCUGAGCCUCAACCAAAGCAACAACACCAACCCAAGAUUCCAUUUUCUUCUAUUUCAUCAUCUUCACCACCUCCGCCGCAGAAACCUUUCUUCCCUUCUUACCAUUCUCCGCCAUUGCCACCUUCUCCCGCCGUCGUCGCCACUUUUCCGGCCAACAUCUCCUCCCUCCUCCUCCCCCACCCCGUCUCCCGCCACCACCGCUCCGCCGCCGCCCUCGCCGUCUCUCUCUCUCUCUGCUCCCUCGCCCUCCUCGCAGCCGUCGUCGCCUUCCUCCUCCACCACCACCGCCGUACACACUCCUCCUCCGAUGACAACGACGACGACAAAGCCUCGAGAUCGGAUAGCCUCCGCCUGUUCCCGCCGAACACCGCCGCCUCCGACGGCGCCGACCGCAAACCCCACGAUAAAGCCAGCCCCACAUCGGAGCUUCUUUACCUCGGCACGGUGGCGAACUCGGUCACCACCACCACCACCACCACCACCACAACAACAACCAUAGACUCAAGCUCCAGCCACCACGAAAUUUUCCGGCCAGCGUAUCAGAAAUUCGGCGACUCGCCGGAGCUCAACCCGCUGCCGCCACUGCCACGUCACAAAUUCAAACCAUGGACUACUGAAGAACAGAACAAUGAUAAAGAUGUAACAGAAAAAGAAAAAGAAGAAGAAGAAGAAGAAGAAGAAGAGUUUUUUUCUCCAACAGGUUCUUCUGGUGGGAACAUUAACAAACAACAACAGAGUCCUCCUUCUCCUUCUGCACUUGCUUCUGCUUCAAGCUCACGCGUUUUCCACGUGGAUAAAUUCGGUUCCAGAAGCUUCACUUCUCGAACCCCUUCUCACCCACGUUCAAAUUCACUCUCUUUUUCUCGUUCCCCUUCUCUGAAUUUCAGCCCCGCAAGUGUUAAAUCAUUGCCACCGAACACCAACCUUGCUUCCCCUUCUUUCUCUUCAUCCUCUUCUUCUCCCAGGGAAGAAUGGAAUGUUCCUUCUCAUGGGAAAAAUUCUCCGGCGACCACCACUUUACCUACUCCUCCUCCGCCGCCGCCUCCUCCUCCACCGCCGCCGCAGUUUUGGGAAACUCCGGUUGAUAAAAGUGUUACUUUUAGGAAUGAGAGUGAGGAGACUCCAAAGCCAAAGUUAAAAGCUUUGCAUUGGGAUAAAGUUAAGGCCAGCUCGGACAGGGUCAUGGUUUGGGAUCGCCUGAGACCAAGUUCUUUUCAGUGCAGGUUGAACGAGGACAUGAUUGAAACACUUUUCAUGGUAAAUAAUCAUAAUAAUUUCAAGGAGGGUUUUGGUGUUGCGAUUAGAGAUAAUAAUAAUCCUCGGCGUCAAAUGGUUCAUUCUGCUUCUCCAAUGCCCUUGGAAAAUAGGGUGCUUGACCCUAAGAAGUCUCAGAACAUUGCCAUUUUGCUUAGGGCGCUGAAUGUGACCAUUGAUGAAGUUUGUGAUGCUCUCAGGGAAGGCAAUUGUGAUACGUUGGGGACGGAACUUCUUGAAAGUUUAUUGAAGAUGGCUCCAACUAAAGAUGAAGAAUCUAAGCUAAAGGAGUUUCAAGAUGAAUCUUCCUUCAAGCUUGGCCCGGCUGAGAAAUUUCUGAAAGCCGUGCUUGAUAUUCCUUUUGCAUUUAAGAGAGUGGAUGCUAUGCUCUACAUUGCUAACUUUGACUCAGAGUUAGAAUACCUUAAGAAGUCCUUUGAAACUCUGGAGGUGGCCUGCGAGGAAUUAAGGAGCAGCCGAAUGUUUCUGAAGAUUCUCGAAGCAGUGCUGAGAACAGGAAAUCGAAUGAAUGUUGGCACCAAUCGUGGUGAUGCUCAUGCCUUCAAACUGGACACGCUCUUGAAGUUAGUUGAUAUUAAAGGAACCGACGGAAAGACUACUCUCUUGCAUUUCGUUGUACAGGAAAUUGUCAGAACCGAGGGUUCUCAUAUUUCUGGUUCUAAUCAUCCCCAUGCCUCUGACAAUGGCCACCAAUAUACUCUCCAAGAUGAGGUUGACUUCAAGAAGCUUGGUCUGCAAGUUGUUUCAGGCUUGAGUGGUGAGCUCACCAAUGUUAAAAAAGCAGCUGCUAUGGAUUCGGACGUGCUCAGUAGUGAUGUUGCUAAACUUUCCAGAGGAAUCGAAAAAGUUGUGCAAGUUGUAAAAUUGAACGAGGAGUUGCCUUUGAAAGAAACUAACAAAAAAUUUUCGGACGCAAUGAAAGGUUUCUUGGAGAGGGGAGAGCAAGAGCUUUCAACAAUCCAGGCCCAAGAGAAAAAUGCCCUCUCUUCAGUUAAGGAGAUAACUCAGUAUUUCCAUGGAAAUUCAGCAAAGGAAGAAGCUCACCCAUUUAGAAUUUUCAUGGUUGUGAGGGAUUUCCUUUCAAUACUAGAUGGUGUUUGCAAGGAAGUUGGUAAAGUAAAUGAGAGGACUUUGGUUGGUUCCCGUCAGUCUGUAAUGCCUGCAAAUUCUAUAAUGCAAACCUUUUUCCCUGAGAUUAUUGGUAAGCAACCAUCUGAUUCCUCUGAAUCUGAUUAACCUCUCAAAUCCAAUCUGACCCAGUUGUAACAGGUUGAAGUAGUUUGCACAUGUUUGAUCAUUGAUGGGUUUGAUUUUCAUCAUCCAAAUGUUAUCAUGUGAAAGUGACAUUUUCACUCAAAUCCCAUUGAACCAAAAACCCAGCUUUUCCCCUAUGAUGAUGAAACAAAGCUCAUGCUAUCAUAGCUCUUGUUUUCCUUCCUAUAUAGCUCUGUAUAUGUUUUACUGCCUAGAUUAUAUAAUGAGUACUUUUUUUCUCCGUUUUGUGCUAGGUUGGCUGCUUCUCUAUAUUUGUAUUCAUAAAUGAUCAAUAACAAAUUUUGGGUUUGUUUUUUUUUUCUUCUAAACUUCUGUAAAUUGAGACUUGUGAUUUGUAAAUAAGAUGAAAUUACUAAUA
Glycine soja is the source of this 3163-nucleotide messenger RNA. RefSeq names its product formin-like protein 2. The transcript has 4 exons. Lineage: Eukaryota; Viridiplantae; Streptophyta; Magnoliopsida; Fabales; Fabaceae. The coding region runs from base 109 to 2766 and encodes 885 amino acids. Gene Ontology annotation, biological process: actin nucleation; actin cytoskeleton organization. The record is from RefSeq and is a predicted model, not a curated record. Gene Ontology annotation, molecular function: actin filament binding.